CGUGUCUCGUAGUGUGUGUGGGAAUCCCGAUUCCCAACUACCACCUACCUCUGGCUCUUUCUCUGUGUAUCCGGCCUCCAAUGGGAAUCCCAGCUACCGUUCUCCAACUACCCGCUUAUCGCCGUUUCUCGGCCGCUGCGGCGACACUUAUAAAAGCUGUUCCAAAUCGUUUUCAAUCAAUGCGCUUCAUUCUCUAAUCCCACUAAGAUCUCUAAGACUAGUACGUUCACCUACCCACUCAGCUCCUUUCCAUGGCAAAAAUGGCAGGGAAUGAGAUGAACACUGUAUCCAGAAGAGUGGCUUCUGUGGCCCAACACUUCAUUCCUGUUCAUUUGCCUUCCAAUGAAUCCGGCUCCCUUGGGUUAUCAAACACCUCCAAUAUAAACGACAGCUACCAUCGGGUACACGGCGAAGUUCCGACUCACCCGGCUGUCUGGAGAAUUGCCCGCGAUGACUCCGGCAAGGAAUACCAGUUCACCGACAUUAUCUACGAGAAGGCCGUCGGCGAGGGGAUCGCAAAGAUUACGAUCAAUAGGCCAGAGAGACGAAAUGCGUUCAGGCCGCUGACAAUAAAGGAGCUGAUUGUGGCGUUUAAUGAUGCUAGGGAUGAUAAUACUAUCGGAGCUAUCAUUUUUACCGGCAAGGGAACCCAGGCAUUCUGUAGUGGGGGUGACCAGGCUGUGAGAAAGGCAGAUGGUUAUGCUGAUUAUGACAAAUUUGGUCGUCUUAAUGUCUUAGAUUUGCAGGUGCAGAUCCGUCGUCUUCCUAAGCCAGUGAUUGCAAUGGUGGCUGGUUACGCUAUUGGAGGAGGACACAUAUUACACAUGGUCUGCGAUCUAACCAUUGCAGCAGAUAAUGCUGUGUUUGGUCAAACGGGUCCCAAGGUUGGAAGCUUUGACGCCGGUUAUGGAAGUUCCGUCAUGGCCCGUUUGAUUGGCCCUAAAAGAGCACGUGAAAUGUGGUUUUUGGCAAGGUUCUACACAGCUCCUGAAGCAGAGAAGAUGGGACUCGUUAACACUAUUGUGCCGCUAGAGAAAUUAGAGCAAGAAACAGUUAAAUGGUGUCGCGAGAUCGUAAGAAACAGCCCAACUGCAAUUCGGGUGCUGAAAUCAGCUCUUAACGCAAUUGAUGAUGGUCAUGCUGGGCUUCAGCAACUUGCUGGGGAUGCCACACUCUUGUUUUAUGGCUCUGAGGAAGGUAUUGCAGGAAAGACAGCAUACCUGGAACAUAGACGCCCUGAUUUCUCGAAAUUUCCGUGGAGACCUUGAGCUUCUAUAGUUUUUUUUUUUAUGGUAGUUUAAUUAGAGCCUCUUUCGGGUUGUGAGGGAGGAGAUUUGAAUAAUGCAGUGGAGUUGUAAUAUUUUGUUCUGUGAUGAGUUUGCAUGUUGUCAAUAAGGAGGUGAAGCUUCAUUCAAAUUAAAUGAAUAAGACUAUGGCAAGUAAUAAAAUUGCUAUUCUGGUUAUUGCUUAA
Molecule: messenger RNA, 1471 nt
Organism: Juglans regia (Persian walnut)
Lineage: Eukaryota; Viridiplantae; Streptophyta; Magnoliopsida; Fagales; Juglandaceae
Product: 1,4-dihydroxy-2-naphthoyl-CoA synthase, peroxisomal-like
Exons: 9
Coding region: 252-1268 (338 amino acids)
Biological process (GO): menaquinone biosynthetic process
Cellular component (GO): cytosol
Molecular function (GO): 1,4-dihydroxy-2-naphthoyl-CoA synthase activity
Source: RefSeq, a predicted model, not a curated record